Messenger RNA from Poeciliopsis prolifica (blackstripe livebearer), 883 nucleotides. RefSeq names its product TP53 regulating kinase (gene tp53rk). Gene Ontology annotation, cellular component: EKC/KEOPS complex; nucleus; cytosol. The record is from RefSeq and is a predicted model, not a curated record. Gene Ontology annotation, biological process: protein phosphorylation. Gene Ontology annotation, molecular function: ATP binding; protein serine/threonine kinase activity. The transcript has 2 exons. The coding region runs from base 16 to 771 and encodes 251 amino acids. NCBI's taxonomy places the organism in Eukaryota, Metazoa, Chordata, Actinopteri, Cyprinodontiformes, Poeciliidae.
CAGUGGGUGGCGGUAAUGCACAUCUCAGCGUUGCUCGCCAACCGCCAUGAAAACCGAAGAAGAAAACCGUUCUCUGUUGUCAUGGCGGUCCCACAGUUUCUCUCCAAGGCGGAGUUGCUCACACAAGGAGCGGAAGCUCGCGUGUAUCGGGCAGAGUUCUUGGGAAAGCCGACAAUAAUCAAAGAAAGGUUCCCGAAACUCUACCGACACCCGGAGCUGGACGACAAGCUGAACUCCCGCAGGACAGCCCACGAGGUCCGGUCCAUCCUGCGCUGCAGGAAAGCAGGUAUUCCUGUUCCGGCCGUUUACUUCGUGGACUACAAGCACCACUGCAUCUUCUUGGAGGACAUCGUUGGCUCCUCUACUCUGCGUGACCACAUCAACUCCGCUCAGCGCAACUCCUGCGCGGACCGCGGCCUGCACCAGCUGGCGGAGAGAGUCGGUCAGGUCUUGGCCAAAAUGCACGACGAGAACGUCGUCCACGGCGACCUGACCACCUCCAACAUGCUGCUGUGGCGCGGGACGGCGGCCGCGGAACCGCAGGUCGUCUUCAUCGACUUCGGCCUGAGUUACAUCUCGGCUUUGGCCGAGGACAAGGGCGUGGAUCUGUUUGUCCUGGAGAGGGCUUUCCUCAGUACUCACCCCAACACAGACGUGUUGUUCGAGAAGCUGCUAAAGAGCUACGCCGCCACUUCCAAGAUGUCAGCGGCAGUCAUCAAAAAGCUUGACGAGGUGCGGCUGAGAGGGAGGAAGAGGUCCAUGGUGGGGUGAUCAUGACGUGGACGGACGAACACUUAGUGUGAGUUUCAGAUGACUAGGUGAAGUUAUUAAUCUGUAUGUUGUGCUAUGAAUGAAAUAAACUGACUUGGUAAUAAAAUGUUGA